AUGCCUAAGUCAAAGGAACUUGUGUCUUCAAGCUCAUCUGCCAGUGAUUCAGAUAGUGAAGUUGACAAAAAGGCAAAGCGGAAAAAGCAAGCAGCUCCAGAAAAGCCUGUAAAGAAACAAAAGACUGGUGAAAGUUCAAAAGGUGCAGCUUCUUCUAAGCAAAGCAGUAACAGAGACGAGAAUAUGUUUCAGAUUGGCAAAAUGAGGUAUGUCAGUGUUCGUGACUUUAAAGGGAAAGUCUUAAUUGAUAUUAGAGAAUAUUGGAUGGAUCAAGAAGGUGAAAUGAAGCCUGGCAGAAAAGGUAUUUCUUUAAAUCCAGAACAGUGGAACCAGCUGAAGGAACAGAUUUCUGAUAUUGCUGAUGCAGUAAGAAAACUGUAAAGACAGAGCCAUACAGAAACUUUUAUCAUUUUAGUUGUUUUAAGCGGUCUUUUUACAUUGGCUUUUGUUUUCUAAAAUAUUGUUUUCCAAGCUAUUGUAUAUUUGGAUUGCAAAAUGAUUUGUAAGAUGAAUACUUUUUUUAUGUGCAUUAAAAGUGUAUUCUGAGUGAGGCUAUUUGUGUAUACUUUACUAAAAGGAAAUGUGUUGCUUUCACCUCAUGGUGUAAAAUAAACAAAUCAAAUAAUAUGUAAAGCA
Charadrius vociferus (killdeer) is the source of this 636-nucleotide messenger RNA. It is a transcript of the gene SUB1, whose product is annotated as SUB1 homolog (S. cerevisiae). NCBI's taxonomy places the organism in Eukaryota, Metazoa, Chordata, Aves, Charadriiformes, Charadriidae. Gene Ontology annotation, biological process: positive regulation of transcription initiation by RNA polymerase II. The transcript is spliced from 4 exons. The record is from RefSeq and is a predicted model, not a curated record. Gene Ontology annotation, cellular component: nucleus; transcription regulator complex. Gene Ontology annotation, molecular function: DNA binding; transcription coactivator activity. Bases 1 to 381 code for a protein of 126 amino acids.